Molecule: messenger RNA, 3501 nt
Organism: Melanotaenia boesemani (Boeseman's rainbowfish)
Lineage: Eukaryota; Metazoa; Chordata; Actinopteri; Atheriniformes; Melanotaeniidae
Gene: tmem132a
Product: transmembrane protein 132A
Exons: 13
Coding region: 10-3501 (1163 amino acids)
Source: RefSeq, a predicted model, not a curated record
CCUGAAGUGAUGGCAGGUAUCAGCUGCUCCAGCAUGUGGUGGAGGUUCAGAGGAGAGCUGCUGCUCUUCUGGAUCAUCAUAACAGUCCCGUCAUCUCUGCUGCAGCCUCCGCUUCCUCUCUCCCUCCCAGUCCAGAUGUCAGUCAUUCCUCCUCCCUGGCAGUUCCUUCCUUUGUUCCAGGUGGAGCCGGGCCCUCUUUUCUCCAACUGCAGUCCCUUCUCCUUCUCCCAGAGUGUUUUCCUGCUGCCUCCGCCCGGUCAGGCCCACAGACCUGGCCUCCAGGCUUCAUUUGGACCUUAUUCAGUUACACAGCUCAUAUCAGAGCCUCUGCUUCACAGUUUUCCCACUGUGUACUCUUCCCUCCUCUCUGAGGAUGUGGAGAGAGAGCGAGAUGAGGGAGGGCAGGAGAGGUUUAGGGUGAGGGUCUUGUUCCAGGAAAAAGAAUAUAUCAGUACCCAAGGGACCUGCAUCAUCCUGCAUGCUUUCAAGGAGACGGAGCAGCACAAAGCUUCCUGUGUCACACAGCCUCCUCUAGGAUUGUGUGUGGUUACCCUGACACUGCCCAGUGACUGGUUUAAAGACCAAUCCCAACAUAUUAACCAAUCACGUCAAGAUCUGGACCAGUGGCAUAAAAACGUCCACCGUAAUCGCAAGGUAACGACCCGGGACCGUGGCCACCACCAUCGUCGUCGUGGUGACCUCCUCAAGCAUCAGCAUGCGAUGUCGUCUUCGCUCAGAUCAAAAUCAAAUGUUGAUGACAACUCUCAUAUGGAUGCUCCACGGGCCCUCAGAUAUCAACGGGGCCCAAUGCAAAACCAAAUUCAGCUUUACUACUCUUCCUUCCACCUGCUGGAUGACCUUAAGCCGACACAAGGACGAUGUUCGGAGGACAGUAUGGCUCAGUCCCAGAGCCAGCUGUUUUAUAUCAGAGCAGUGACAGUGAAGGAGCAGAAGACAAGGAACCAGGGGCAAGACCAGGACAGGACUGAGAAAGAAAACUGUUUAAAUGGGCAGCAAGAGGACGAGCUUAUAGUGGACUCUCAUGUUGUAAUUCGCUACCACAGGGGGCCCGUCCUGAUAGGCCAGCCAAUCAGAGUGUCCAUCAAUCUCAGAGCAAACUUCAGCGCUGACUUUGUCAUCAUCAGGAUGAAGGUAAAGAAAGGCUUGGUGUCGAUGGCGGCCCAGAGAACCUUUACCUCUGACCUCUGGACGGUCACCUUGGAGAGAAGCCAAGGCUUCAAACAUGAUGUGAUGUCAAUCUUCUGCCACAAACAGAUCACAGCGAAGACAGAUCACAAUUUCUCUCUCCUCCAGCAGGUGGUCUGUCUAUCAAUUGACGGCCUGAGGCGGAGCUUCGGUGUUGCCAUGACGGUGUCUGCUAACUGGUGGGUGGAGUACUCUGGGCACAGCAAACACUAUGGAACAGCAGUCAGCCUCUACUCUUUCGUUGAUAGACACAUCUUUGGCAUUGUUCCCACCACGGAGAGUAAAAUGAUCAUCAACACAGCCAUACUGACCAACCAGCCGGUGUCCAUACCUGUCACUGUGCUCGCCAUAAGCCACGAUGAGAAGGUUUCAGAUGUUACUUCUGCAGUCACAUGUCACUCUGCCAGCGAGAACACCAUCAAGGUCUCCAGUGAUUGCUCCAUACUCUUUGUGGACGGCAGUGAAUCAGGGUUGGGCAGCACAUGUGCCAUGGUGGAGUUUCAACUGGGCGUGCUCAGUGGGUCUGUGUGUCUGGAGGUAUGGGCUCCGUCUGUGCCCCUGCAAGUGUUGUUGGCAGACCCCGUUCUUGAUGCCAUUGAUGGUUGGAACCUCUUCACAGAAGAAGGGUGUGUGCCAGUUUAUCAGCGCUCCUCAGUCCAGAUUCUGACCCAGUUCACAGCACAGGACUCUCUGGGCAGAACUAAGCAUCUCCUCGGCUCGUCAGACUGGUUUGUGGAUGUGACAGAGUUGGUCCAUAACUGGCUGAGAAUAGAAGAUCCCAAAGUGGCUUCGCUUGGUCCACAGAACAUCCUAAUUGGUUUGAGGCCUGGAAAAACAUCACUGCAUGUUGUUUCUGAGCAGUGGGACGGUGUGCUGGGACGAUGUGAGGUCACUGUGACCUCUGAUGCAGUCACCCCUGGUGAUCUAUCGGUGCAGGUGGUCAGCGGCCUCGGCAUGUCAGUUACAGCCAACCCCGGCCACCCCGCCAUCGUCACAACAACGGUGACCGCCUACAACAUCCUGUACAACCUUCACCAGGAAGCGUCCAUCAGCGUCUGGCUCCAGUUCAGUGAUGAUACUGCUUCUCUCCUCUCCAGCUACAGCGAUCUUCCAUUUUUCAUGCGUCUCUCAUCUUUGGCUGAAACUGUGGUCAUGGUAACAUCCAGUCCUGAGCAGCAAAUUUAUGCCCAAGGUGAUGGAGGUGGGCCUCUAGUGCAAGCAGAACUUCUGGUUUCUACCUGUGACGACCAGCUGAUUUCCUCCAACUCCAUCAGUGACAACAAGCUGCCUUUUAGUGCCUUGUCCAACAGAGGAGGAGCAUCUAGGAGGCUGGCGAGAGGGUCUGGGUGGGUUCGUGUAAACCUCGACCUGGGCUUUGCACGGCCAGUAGGGAAGAAGAAUGAGGAGGAUGAGGAGUUUGAGUUUGUCAUUUCAGAUAUGCUGUUUGGAGCUGACAAUGACAUGUACGUAUCAAACGAGGACGAAAGUGGAAACAUGAGCUCUGGAAGUAUCAACUAUGAGAAAGUCAAGGGAGAGACGGCUAACAGGAGGUGGAACAAGGACAACAGCCAAUGGAUCGUUGGUGGUAACACUCUGGAAAGAGCUGUGCUGCUUCCCAGUAUGGAGGAAGGAACUGUGUACUUCUCCCCCAGCCAUGAGGUCGAAGGAGAGAGGAGGGAAGAGGAGGAAAAAGAUGGGCUUGGUGCUCCAGAGUUCGAGGUUGGCCUCGGUGCUAUCCUCUCUCUGUUCUGUCUCUCAGCUGUCCUUUUCCUGGUAAACUGUCUGCCCUGUGCCCUGAGAGACAGAAGGAGGUCCAGAACCAAGACGGAGACCACCAGAGAUCUGGAGGACAGAGAUCCUGAGGGAGGAGAUCCUGAGGGUGGAGAUCCUGUGGCUGGAGCUCCUGAGGGUGGAGAUCCUGUGGCUGGAGAUCCUGAGGCUGGAGAUCCUGAGGACGGCGAUCCUGACGAUGGCGAUCCUGAGGCUGGAGAUCCUGAGGCUGGAGAUCCUGAGGACGGCGAUCCUGACGAUGGCGAUCCUGAGGCUGGAGAUCCUGAGGCUGGAGAUCCUGAGGACGGAGAUCCUGACGAUGGUGAUCCUGAGGCUGGAGGUCUGGAGGACGGAAAUCCGGAGGAAGGAGAUCCUGAAGAUAAAGCUACAGAAAAUCAAGACAACAGGGGAGAGAAAGAGGAGGAGCACUGUGAGAGGAAGAUCACAGAGAGUGAAUACGAGCUGAAGGAGACUCAGCCAGAAAAUGAUGCAGGUGAUGAAAAACAAGAAGAAAUCAUUUGCUGA